CUCCCGUCUGUCUCUCUCUUUGUUGUGAGUACAGGACAGCAAAGUUUGCUGCUCCCCACCAGCCUUGCAGUGUUUGGGCUCAACUCUAGGAAAGCAGCAGAGAGAAACUUAGAGAAACUAGGAGAAACUUAGUUCAAACUUUACCUGGAGUCCUUGGUCUCCCUCUCUUCUCAAAUCAAGAAAGAGGGAGACAUUUCCCACCCUUUGCUGCACUCUAAGGGUGCCCCUAUGAAGGCAAUUUGCUGGAUCCUGGCAGGUUUUUACCUGCUUUUCUGCUGCAAGGCAGAAGAGGGACUGAACUUCCCUACUUACGAUGGGAAAGACCGAGUGAUCGACCUGAACGAGAAGAAUUACAAGCAGGCACUGAAGAAGUAUGACAUGCUCUGCCUGCUCUUCCAUGAGCCUGUGAGCUCCGACAAGGUCUCCCAGAAGCAGUUCCAGAUGACAGAGAUGGUGCUGGAGCUGGCAGCUCAAGUCCUGGAGCCCAGGAGCAUUGGCUUUGGGAUGGUGGACUCCAAGAAGGAUGCCAAGCUUGCCAAAAAGUUAGGCUUGCUUGAAGAGGGAAGUCUCUAUGUCUUUAAGGACGAGCGGUUGGUUGAAUUUGAUGGGGAACUGUCUGCAGAUGUCUUGGUGGAAUUCCUCUUGGAUUUGCUGGAAGACCCUGUGGAGAUCAUCAACAGCAAGCUGGAGCUUCAGGCCUUUGACCAGAUCGACGACGAAAUCAAACUCAUCGGCUACUUCAAGGGAGAAGACUCAGAACAUUUCAAGGCAUUUGAAGAAGCUGCUGAACAAUUCCAGCCCUACGUCAAGUUCUUUGCCACCUUUGACAAAGGGGUUGCCAAGAAGCUUGGCCUAAAGAUGAAUGAGGUGGACUUCUAUGAACCCUUUAUGGAUGAGCCUGUUCACAUCCCUGAUAAGCCUUACUCAGAAGAGGAGCUGGUUGAUUUUGUGAGAGAGCACCGAAGGGCCACCUUGAGGAAGCUGCGCCCCGAGGACAUGUUUGAGACGUGGGAGGAUGACAUGGAGGGUAUUCACAUCGUAGCCUUUGCUGAAGAAGAUGACCCAGAUGGUUUUGAGUUCCUGGAAAUCCUGAAGCAGGUUGCCAGGGACAACACCGAUAAUCCCGACCUGAGCAUUGUCUGGAUUGACCCUGACGACUUUCCUUUGCUCAUCACUUACUGGGAGAAGACCUUCAAGAUCGACCUGUUCAGACCACAGAUCGGGGUGGUGAACGUCACAGAUGCUGACAGCGUCUGGAUGGACAUCAGAGAUGAUGACGACCUGCCCACAGCCGAGGAGCUGGAGGACUGGAUAGAGGACGUGCUUUCUGGGAAGAUAAACACCGAGGAUGAUGACGACGAUGAAGACGACGACGAUGAUGAUGAUGACGAUGAUGACGACGAUGACGAUGAUGACGACGACGAUGACGACGAUGAUGAUGACGACGACUAACUGUGACUCUGUGCAGUUUGACUUGUGGGGCCCGAGAGCCCCGGCCCUGCGGCAGGUCCCUCCAUCGGAAGACCUUUGUUUGAGCAUCAGCAAGCACCGCUGCUCCUCUCUUCCCCCAGCCCCGCUCCCCUGUCCUCGCCCUUGCCGGGAGCCCCUGGCCUGAUUCCCAGCGGUGCUGAGCCCCGGGGCUGCCCCUGCGGAGGGCAGCGCCUGCGGGCGCCCAGCACCGCUGGGAAUCACGCCUCCUUAGCAAGGACUGCAGGAACCUGCAGGGAAUCUGCCCCAGUGUCCCAGGGCAGGAGAAAAGUGCCUGCCUGCUUGCUGCCAGAGGGACGCAGGGAGCCAGUUUGUAUUUUCUGUGUUCAUCAGCCCAGCACUUAACAUCCAAAGACCAAAUCUCACUUCAAGACAUAGGGAAAACCCUAACUGUAAAGUCUAGCCCUUUUAUUAAACACGAUGCCCUUUGCAGCUACUCUGCCAAGACCACUCAAUCCUGCAAGUUCUGCUGUGGGAGUCUUUAGCUACUCCCUAACGUGCUAAGAGCCAGAAAAAUGC
This is a messenger RNA of Melozone crissalis (California towhee), 2007 nucleotides long. RefSeq names its product calsequestrin 2 (gene CASQ2). Gene Ontology annotation, cellular component: sarcoplasmic reticulum lumen. The transcript is spliced from 11 exons. Gene Ontology annotation, molecular function: calcium ion binding. Bases 229 to 1452 code for a protein of 407 amino acids. Gene Ontology annotation, biological process: regulation of cardiac muscle contraction by regulation of the release of sequestered calcium ion. The record is from RefSeq and is a predicted model, not a curated record. NCBI's taxonomy places the organism in Eukaryota, Metazoa, Chordata, Aves, Passeriformes, Passerellidae.